Molecule: messenger RNA, 7463 nt
Organism: Bombus pyrosoma
Lineage: Eukaryota; Metazoa; Arthropoda; Insecta; Hymenoptera; Apidae
Exons: 4
Coding region: 5964-6818 (284 amino acids)
Source: RefSeq, a predicted model, not a curated record
GGCGUGAUUUCGUGUUACUUUACGAUUACGCAUCGCUUGACGACAAUAAAAACACUUAUCGAGUAGCAGUAUUAUUAACGACCAAGACACGAUCAAACAAAUUAUCCUAUUGCUGCAUAUCCUAUUUGCUUUAAACAUAGUCAAGUUAAUGGAAGAAAACGACAGACAUAUGUUGUUUCGAGGGUAUAUUUAUUUUGUAAUUAUUGAAAUCGAAAUCUAUUGCAUCAAGUGGCGAAAAUUUUGUUUCCCUAGUCUGAGGCAUCUUCUAAAAGGCUGGUUUUAUAAGGGUUGUUUCUCAUGUUAGCAGAAAAAUACCAGAACUAGAUUCCGUGACUCAGGAAAGCCCAAAAAAUUGCUCUGUUUGUAUAUAAUAACACAUAAUUAACAGACGUAUGAAUUUAGACCGGGUUUUUACGGUUUCUGACCACUGUGCGCCAUGUCGAUUUAGUUCAAAGCAAUAACAAUGCCCACUGAAAAUUCACACAUUCCAUGAAAGGAGUAGUGGCCAGCCAAUAUAACCAUCGACCUCGAAUACCAGCUUCUUCUUUGUUUUCAGUUUUUUAGAUUAUCAAUUAAUAGCUUCUUUCAUCUUCUAUCCCUACGCUAUUACUAGUUUAGUUCGUAGAUAUUUGGUUUAUCGACGGGAUAUGAAAAAGAUCCGUGCUGCGGUUUAUUUUACUGAUAGUCGUAUGACAUCACGUUUCUCACGUUCUUUGCAUACGAGACGCGCGUUACAAAUAAAAAGUUAAUAAGACGAAUGCUCCUAAUUAGUAAUUUCAGGAGGUGCCUAUUUCUAGGCCACCAAUCCACGAAGGAAUGUUUUAUCGAAUGUAUCGCAUUCAUUACCUAGCCAAAGAAGCAUAUUUACCGUUCUAGUUGCACUUCAUUUUGUACAUUUCGAAACGAGGUCGUUAGCGACACGUUGCAUCGCCCUAGCUAUGCAUACGCGUUUGCAACGUCGAAUCCAGCGUUUUGUUUGAUCUAAUCAACCUCAGACGCAUCGACAUUGAUUCACCAUUUCCCUGUCGUGAGCUAGUUGUCCACUCUGCAACCUACUUCGUCGCCUGUGUUCGCGCAUGCAACUGAAACCGAAAACGAAAGGCAUGAUGAGGCGCACGCGGUAACUUUAUUCCGUUACGCGCUAUUAUGUGCGCGCGUUUAUAUUGAUCGCAUAACACGGAUCUUUAAGAGAUACGACUUUUCCCUGUUUAAUCAUACUGUCCAGUUUAAUUACGAAUCGAUUGAAUCCCGAUUGUUCGUUUUUCCUCAAUCCAGAUCUGGAUUUUUCUCAAAACGGAGAUAUUCAGGACGUAGAGUUUUUCUCACCUUUACACGUGUUUCCGUCAACAGAGAAACAGAUCAGUUUCUCUGUAUUUACGAGUAUUUUUUCGCGAAGACGUUUUACACUUCACCUAGUGGCAUAAUUCCAUUGCCGAGGACGUAUCGAUGUGAGAACAAAGUCGACCAAGCUGUUAUUCUUUUUGUCAGAAGAUCAAUAAUUAUUGAUGAUAGAGUUCAGUACUUUCACCGGAAUGGAGCUGCCGGCAACGAUGCUCGUUCAUGAUCGCGUUCCAGUGAAUCUCGAGAGCAAUAACUGCAUACUGCCGUAAAUCUAGGUAUCCUUGGCUUUGUAUAAAAUAGAGGCUACCAAAGGUGGACGAUAAGCGAACCGUAAACACGGCCUGACAUGACGAAUCUUCUUUCUUUUUCCCUCGUCCAUUUCUAGCCGCGAUUUCUAGCGAUCACUCGAGUUUCCGAAACAAUAAAAUUAUUCGCAAAUUAUGCAAAGCAGGAAAUUACUCCGGUCGGGAGUCUAGAAAUUUUAUUGUCCACUGCGAUUUUUCCUGCGAGGCCGUUUGUUGACUCAAACCUCUAUUCGUUCCGUGAAAUGUAGCCCAGUUGGUUUGACAUCAAUUUUUGUGGUGCUUCGAAGAAACUCUGUCGUUCGUUAUUAUUUCUUUAAAAAGAUUGGUAAGAGGCAUAUUAAGCAUCUUUAUUAAUGUGUGCGCGUUUUGCUUCAUAAAGAGCUAUAUAUACACACACACACAUAUAUAUUGGUCUAACGAUUAAGAUACACUGUACAUAUUUAUAUCAUCUUCUGGUAGAUAAUAAGAAGAUAAAGAUCCUGUUUUCUACUCGCUGCCCACAUAUGAAUGGUACGCGUUAAAACAAGACCGCUGUUAUAGUGAUACCGUUUCAAGGAAGCGGUUUACUAUCGCUGUCGAUAUUUCUUUGCGCCGAGAUAUUAGUUAAUAUUUGAUCACUAUAAGUAACUCCCACAAUUAUUACAUAAAGCAAUUAUCACCUACUUCACUUGUAUUACUGGAUUCGUUUAACACGUUCAGCACAUUAUAAAUUGUUUAUACAAUAGUUAUUGUUUAUUUAUAUUUUCUGCUUACAUUUCUUCUUUAGCCUUCUGUCUUGUUCACAGAUUUGAUUUAUUUACAUUUCUUUAUUGCCUUUACACUUUUCUACUUGUUUCCUUUUUACAUAUGUUUGUUAUAUGUUCAUUUGCGUUUUUUAUUUGAACCAGAUGCAUGUCAUCAUAGGAUGUUAACUGCAAAAUUCUGCAUCAUCGAUUGCUCGUGAUAGACGUGAAACAGAAUGCAUUAAUCAACUCCAUACUUUCGACAGCGAUUAACGUGCCUCGAGUUCAAAUCCGUGAACUACAAUUCCCUCAGCCACACAUUCACCGCAAUCCUUAAAUAACCGACGUUAAUGAGGAAUUCUGCUCUCCCUCUUCUUUUUCAGAUGUCAAAAUAAAAUCGAUUCGCGAUUAAGAUCUAACAAUAUUUUUAUUCGUUGUCACGUUGUUACGAUAUGACGAUAUCUGAAUUGGAUCGAACGUUCGAUUUGCAACGAUCGACGAUGACCUAUCUUCUCGUCUAUCGUGUAGUUGUUUUAUUAUAUGUUCGGUCAUUUCUCCUGUUUCCUAGUAUCGAUUUAUAUCAUAUCACAUGAUUUGCGAAAACUGGGUCAACGAAUGAUCAAGUUAAACAAAUUGCAUCGUGAAUGUGGCUCUAAGGAAUCCGCCCUCCAGGCAUCGGUGUCUUAGUUUAACCUGGUCGUCCCUACAAUCAAAUCUACAUACAUUUUUUUCGAAGCGCACAGGAUCAUUGAUAAAAUGUGUUUGAUUUGUCAGCAAAUUACUUUUUAAAGCUGAGACAUUCUUAAUCAUUGACUUCAAACGGUGCUCUAAAAAAGGUGAGAAAUUUUUACGAAAACUGACCGUUACUAUCAGAGUACCUCAAAGGUAUUUUAAAGGUAGAGAAAUCGCCACCUAAUUAACAUGAUCAAGGAUCAUUAAAAUAAUUAAAAUUUUAAGGUCAGCAAGAUAUCAAUUUAUAGUUAUUACGCUAUACGGGUGCAAAUUACCAAUAUCGACGUACGCGGCAUUUUACGUAGCUAUCUACGACGUAAAUAGUAUUAUGGUAUGUAAAUUAUUUUGAGGAAUGAUUAACAUCGUCUUGACAGCGAUGAAAGUUUGUUAAUCGCGAGAUUUUAUUCGCUAUAAAAUCUAUCGGGGACUUCCUUUCCUCUAUGAAACUACGCAACUCUAUGUUAUUAACAUAUCGCGCAACUAAGUUUAUCGAUAGUGGAACAGCCGGAGAUCUUAUCCAAGGUAGAAACUGGAUGUACACGAAAAUAGAGAAGCAAGCUCACGGUGUUUAGAGAAAUCCAAAUAAAAGCUAAAAUCGUGCGAAUAUUCCUUUUGCUUGGGACAAGCCACGUCGCCAUCCUAAUGCAUAAAUAAGACCAACGAGUAACUCAUUGCGCUGCAUCGAGGUCAAAAGAAGAAUCAUGUCUCCCAUAAACCGAGAUCGCAAGGUGUAAUGCAUAAAUUAAUUCUGAUAUGGUUCUUGAAUUUUUGUGUUUCGAUUUUGGUCUCGUUUUAACAAAUAAGAUUUUAAUGCUUCCAGCCCUUACGAGGUUAUGGCAGUGGGACGAUACGUUCCAGAAUAAUUUUCAACAAGAUAGUUGGGCUGCCAUAAUUUCUGCAACACCAUUAAGACCUAUCGGAGCAGUGAAUUAUAUGUACUACGAAUGAUUGUAUAUAUGGCAUUUUAAAAAUUAUUUACGAUUAACUUACAUUUUUUUCAAAUGUGGAUGUUUUAUAGUCUAUAUUGUUAUAUUAUUGUGUCCAUCGUUGAAAGAAGAAUUCAUCUCUAUGGGUCUAAGAAAGAUCUUACCAUACAAUUGAAACAAUACACAUCCUUUCAUAUUUUAACUAACUCCAAAUUUAAAAGUUAGAUCAAAGUAGACCGAGAAUAUUUUCUAAGAUAAAUGAUGCCAUAAGUGGUAGUUAUGUUCUGCAUUUGAAAUCUUAUAAAUCAGUUAUGUAAAUAGUUACAGCUGAUCACGAAAGAAAUAUUAAUUACACGUAUUAAUUAUAAUAUAUAAUACAAAAAUAGGUAAUUAUCUGGUCUGGUUAAUAAAUCAAUUGGUCCAAUUAAAACAUACGUGACAUUCAUACGAUACAUGUAAACUUGAAAUACUUUGAAAAGUAGUACAUGUAAAUUAUAUGUAAAUGAAAACGUUACGCUUCUUCUGAUAAAAGGUAAAAGGGAAGAACCUAAUUACCUUAUAAUUUCUGUAUAUACAUGUAACGUUGUGAAGAUAUUCGACUGUGAUACCAAAACUAGAGAUCCGAGCACCAUUUUUGCCUGUUUGUUGCUUUUCUUUUUGUUUGCUGGAUCUCGUAGUUCUUGUUUGGACAAUUCGUUCGACAAACAUCAUAAAAUUGAGACGGGUUUUCGAGAAUGUUACUGACAGUUAAGAAAACUAUGUCACUCAUUACGACCAGUUAGAUAAUCAGAAGUAAGUAUCAAAAAGCAACGAGAAAGUAGGCAAAACCUCUGCCUGCUCUCCUUGCAGAUCGUCAAACAUCGUGAUAAAUGUUGCAGUUUAUUCUUUUUUACCACCGAAUGUAAAUUUUUUUCUUGUCUUUCAACUUGUCAUUUGUCAUAGAAAGCUUGUAGAUUCGCAACAAUGUAUCUUUACUGAUUUGAGUUAUUUUUUGUGAAGUAUAUACGAAAGGCAUUUCUGCAUUUUCAAAUUAUUUCAUUCUUAUUUUUUUCGGGUAAAAUUAAUAUUUUUAGUCGCCAAGUCUAAUGUUAAAUGUUUCUGUGCGUAUCUUAUUUCAAUUUUCCCACUUCAUUAACCCAGUCUUUCAAAGAUACGUGUGCUCAAUCUUAAUUCGACUGAAAACGUUUAACAAAACCUCUACUUCAACGACGAAGGGUACUAACCGGUCUCGGAAAGAGGCUGGUCGGAAACAUCCAACCAUGUGCAACAGUGUAUCUCCUUUCUCGUCACAUGAUGGAUGCGCUAAACCGAAGCAGUAGGUUACAUUGAGAAGAAGUCGAAAAAGUCGUCGAAUGCAAAUGUCUAUGAUUGCUAUAUAUAAUGCUAAUUAAUUAGAUCGGAUCAGUAUCAGCCAAAGAUUCGUAGAUGCAACUUUGCUUAAGAUUCAAAUGUUGGCGAAUGUCUCUGCAACUACGAACGAAGUCGUUUACUGGUACUAUAACGACUAAUUAUCACAGAGUUUGCUGAAAUUACUCUACGUCUUAAUUACGUUUUUGAUCUAUUGUGAUAGCUAGUUUCAUUAUGAGCACCGUUCGUCGGGUUUGCCAUUGCCUUUUCAAACAUUACAACGCGAAGAAUCAAGUCUCUGUGCAGGAUUAUCUAAGCCAUGGACCGGUACCCCCACCGACCUAAAUGUACUACAUAUAAAUGGUCAGGACACCUCGUAACUAUCGUCAGAGAGCUUGUGGACUUAAUCUUGUCGUCUCGUCUGCAUAAACAAGGCGUGGCGCUCACGUAUCUCCAUUCAUCUAUUUCUUCAUCUUGUGAAUAUAAUUAUGGAAAUAAAAGUUCAUCGAAAAAAUUCCUGUAUAAGUUCGGGAUAGAGAGGGUCGUUGCGUUGACUAUCUUUGUUUCUUUGGAUUUUCGUUCGCAGAAUCAUGAAGUGCAUACAAGACGAUUGGAAGUUGGGCUGGUUCGAGAGAAUUAGCUACGUUUUGUUAGUGACUUUUUAUUGUUUUUCGAAGCACGCCUCUGUAUUGGCGUUUGAUAAUUCAACCAAUACGUUUGUCGAGAGAUCUCGAGUAGACUGCAGCCUGCAUAAAGAUAUAAUCACUUGCGGGAAAUACAAAGUUGCCAGAUGGCUUCAUGACAUUGUGAGGGAGAAGGAAUACAGCUAUGGUUCCCUGCGUAUUGUGAGAAUCCCAUCCAUAUCUGGACAACCGAUACUUCCAAAGUUACCACCGUCACGUGUGUUCAAAACCGAUGCGGUCGAGGCCUUGAACUUCGUCAGGGACUGCUUGGAGGAUCUGCUGACGAAACGAGCUUUGGUUUACACGGUUGACAACUCCGCCACUGGCAGGAGUUUUGGUAACGCGCCUAUGAUCAUGGACGAGGAUGAACUCAUUCAAAUGCAGAGCAGAAAAUACCCUGCUGAUAACUGGAGACUUCUGAAGAAGAAAACCUCCAUAAUCCUUCCUCUUCUAAUCCUAUUAAAUCUACUGAAAGUGAAACUGUUGCUUCUACCCAUUUUCCUCAGUGUUCAUUUCAUCAAGAAGCUACUAGUGCUAGCUUCCAUCAUUGUUCCCUCGUUAUUGGCGCGCCUGAAGAUCUGCAAAUUCGCGAAUUCACAUUCCCAGGGUUACCCUUAUCACAUGUGGGGUACGGCCGCUGAUGCACCCGUCGAUUAUCCAACAGCAUACGGUCAAGAAGAGCCAUGGUCUCACAGAAAUGAUUACAUCGCAGCAAACUCUCCUUACAUGGGAUACCAGGGUUAUCGCAACCCCUAUGGAUGAAGUUAGGAAGCACGGAAAAACAUCACCGAUCAACUUCAACUUGCCAUUGCAUCGAAACUCAAACGGACGAACUACGACUGUGCACCUUCCGCUUUCUUCUCUUAGCAACUUUCGACUGUGUUCUCUACGCAUUUGUGGUUUCCUUCUCGCGACUUGCUAAUCCCCUUUCUUCAUUCCUAAACAUCCUAAUUAUGAGGCGACAAACUACAAACGAGUUAUAUUUAGCAAUGAUUAUCGAGUGCGUUCCUCGUCGUGAAAUGACUUUCACACGCCAUGCUCGCUACCGUUACAAAAUUGGUAAUGAGCAUCGCCGUACGUAAACGUCGAAAUCACGCACACGUGUCUGAUGAUUUUCUUCUGCAAACUGCAGAAACUGUUUGCGAGUAUUGUUGCGUGGCACGCGAGCCUCCAACGUCGUCCGUGAGUAUUUGGGUACCGUAAUCUAAUAAAAUCGAAUUCGCGAACAACAACGCCUCGCGUGAUGUCAACGCUGAUCACUUCCGGGAUAAUAAUCGGAGGGCGGGGUUGAAGCGUGUGGCCUGCUCGAGAAUGUACAGACGCGUAGUUUGUAUAGUAGCGAGCGAUCGUCAGUGACCAGAUAGUAGAUAACUUUUGGUCAAAUAAAGUUACGUAUAAAAAAAUGAA